This is a messenger RNA of Paramisgurnus dabryanus, 2393 nucleotides long. RefSeq names its product sodium channel modifier 1 (gene scnm1). Gene Ontology annotation, cellular component: nucleus. The record is from RefSeq and is a predicted model, not a curated record. Gene Ontology annotation, biological process: RNA splicing. NCBI's taxonomy places the organism in Eukaryota, Metazoa, Chordata, Actinopteri, Cypriniformes, Cobitidae.
AUGCUCCGCCCACAGGAAUCCCAGAAUUCCUCAGUGAAAACAGGAAGAGUGCUUGGUUUAGUUAGCUCAUAGCCGUUUCUCAAUGUCAAGGAUACUUCCUUGGCAGGACUAGUCCUUACAAGUCACUUCCUUCAGAGGCGAGGCGAGGCUCCUUUUAAGCAUUCGGAGAACACGUUAAAUGGAACAGGCUAGCAAGUGCACGUCAUUACGUCAUUACGUGAUUGAAAGGUGUGCUUUCGGUGCUGCGCGCAGAGGAUUGUGGGUGAUUUCAGCGCGUGAAGAGCGCGAAGGAUACAAAUUUGCAUCCUUUCCUGUAUAUGGGAUAUUUGUCGAACGAAGGACUCAGUCCUUGGCUGAAAUUUCGAGGAUCCUCGACAUUGGAACAGUCCUUCGACGGACGUCGAUGACGUAGCAUCCUCGAAAUUCUAGCUUCCGAGGAUCCUUCCUUGACAUUGGGAAACGGCUCUUGUGUUUAUAUCGGACAACAAUCUUUUCACACCCGAAAGAAACACAAUCCCUAUAUUUAAGUAUGUCGUUUAAAAGGGAGGGUGAUGAUCAAAGCCAACUAAAUGUACUAAAGAAACGACGCGUUGCAGAUCUACUCUCAAACUUUAUCCCGGAUGAUGAAGCUGCUUUGAUGAACAAUGGAAGAUACACGUGCCUUGUGUGUUCUCAUCGUCCUGUGCUGGACACUGUUGAUAUGCUUAUGGUACACAGAAAGGGAAAGCGGCAUCUUGAAGGAAUGAAAUGGUUUUACGGCAAGAAGAAUCAAAUGCAACGUGAAAUUGAUAAAAGACGACAUCAAGACUAUGUCAGCGCAGACAGUGAUCGGCAGGAACCUUCUAGUUCGGCUCCUUUACUGACCCAAACACGAAAAAUUACUCAUCAUGCCCUACUCAGAUCUACUCCAUACAGUAGCUGUCACAAAAAGGCCAGUGAACGACCUGAUUCUGAAUCCUCAAGAUGUGGUCAAGAGUACAGAAAUGAUCAAGGCAGAAACUUUACCUCACCAACUAACCAGAACCCUACUUCUGUGAAGACAGCACAUGCUGACACCUUGUCAGCCAUAAGCACAACAAUGUCAUCGAUAGAGCAUCAGGACCAGAAUGAAGAAAGAAGGAAGGUAAAGAGAAACAAACGAUCCAACGCUGUAAACUCCAGCGAGUUUGAGACUCUAUCAGAGCAAAGACAAAAGGAACUAGAGCACUACCUCAAAUUAAAAAGUUCUGGGUGGAUGCAGGACAGAAGUGGUAAAUGGGUAAAAGAUGAAAAUGUGGAGUUUGACUCCGAUGAAGAAGAACCAGCUGUGUUACCUCCCUGCAAUGACUCUUAAUGGCAGAUUCUGCUAAAACGGCUAAAUGUCAGGACUGAAGAUCCAUACCAUUUAGCAACUGCCAAAAAUGCAGCGGGCUACAUUUCAUCUGAACUAUGUGCAGGAUGAUGAUCAUGUCUUGAUGGUCACAGCUCUCAUAUGACAUCUUUUAUGUCCAAGCCUCUAUGACCUACUUUAUAUACAAUGUAUACUGUUUUUUUUUUUAGAAGAAAAGUUUCUUCUCUGCAUUUUGCAGUUUGUAUUAGUACUGUGUACUUAUGUCCUAUAAAUAUUUUUCAUCAAAUAGCGGAUUUGUUGAAUUAAGUGUGGUGGUUGAUUUAUUUUAUAACAAAUUUGCUUAUUUUGCUCUCCCUGCUGGUUUUGUGGCUCAGAAUCUAGAACAGAAUAUAGAACAGCUGCAUUCUGUGGUUCUUUUGCCUAAUGCCAUUAGAGCGAGGUUGACGUAAUGUGACUCCACAUUCAGCAACAGAAAUAAGUGUGAUGUUUAGUCAGCCACAAAAGUGACAGGAACCCACACCCAAAAAAGUUUGAUAGCUUCUAAAGGCCUGUUUCUCAAAAUCUCUAAAAGCACGUUAUGCAAACUUUGUUUUAUGAAAAACUAGAGUAACUGCUGGAGGUUGAAAUCUUGACAGGUGUGCAGCUGUUCCAAAAAUGAACGUAAAUCACCUUGAGCCCCCUCCCUUUCCAGUAAACGGGUAUAUUUGGAUCUUUGUAACUUAAACUCAUGAGACAGGGUUUCAUGACUGGUUGGCUAGUGUGUAUAAAUAGAGUAGGUUAGGAAAUGCGACCAUAGGUUAUUCAAUUGGUCCACUGGUGUUGUGAUUCCAAGUUUGGGACUAAGCAAAGUUGUCACAUUAAUAACUAUAAAUUUCUCUCAUUAUUAAUUUAAUACAUAUACUCAACACAUACAUCAUUGUAGUGUCCAAAUCUACAAGUGAUACAGUAUAUAAAGCAGAUUGAAGGUUUUGUAUUUUAAUAAGACUUUGAAAUCUAAUUAAACAAAAUAGAAUGUAACAUUUUAUUUAAAAUAUUUACAAAAAUGUUAUUGGGAGCACCAUAU